UCGGGCGGGUUGCCGCCCGAGCUAGCCAGCUCAAUAUAGCUGAACAUAGCUGUGUUCGGCGAUUUUCUCCUCAUUCAGCUUGGACCCUACAUAAAACCUUAUGUGGGGACCUCAAACACUUAUACGAAAGUUCAGAGUAUAUAUACCAGUCGAAGACGUAGACGGCGACGUCUAAAGAGAAUUUCUCAAUAUCUACCUACCUUCUUAGCUACUCAGAGCAUUCUCAGAGCAUUAUAUAUUUUUAUUUCAUUCCCCGCCGUUUUCUAUAUUCGAAGAGAUACCCACUCCUGCACCCCCCUUUUCUUUUCUAUUUAUUAUCGUAUAUCCCACCAACACGUAAUGGCACCUGGUAUUUUAUUUGACGACACUACAAGCCGGAACGGGCUUGAGCUCGAGGAGACGUCAGAUAAGAUCGACGCAGUAAACGUUUUGAAAGACCAGAGUCAGACAAAGUUCGAUGAUAAGUCCCAAUUUGACUCGGCCAAAGAUAAGACUCAAUUCAGGCAAUACGAAGAAGCCUGCGACCGCGUACAGAACUUCUAUCGGGAGCAGCACGCAAAACAGACGGUAGCGUAUAACCUGAAAGCACGCAAUGACUUCAAGACACGGCGGCGCGAGGAGAUGACAGUGUGGCAAGCCAUCGAGAAGCUUAACACAUUGAUCGACGAGUCGGACCCGGACACAAGUCUAUCGCAGAUCCAACACUUACUCCAGUCUGCUGAGGCGAUCCGGAGAGACGGAAAGCCGCGCUGGAUGCAGGUUACUGGCCUAAUCCACGACCUGGGAAAGCUACUUUUCUUCUACGGCUCCGAGGGCCAAUGGGAUGUCGUCGGCGACACGUUCCCUGUCGGCUGCGCUUUCGACAACCGCAUCAUAUAUCCCGACACGUUCGCCGCGAACCCGGAUUCCCGUGAUCCUAUUUACAGCACCAAGUUCGGCAUAUAUUCGCCGGGCUGCGGCCUAGACAACGUGAUGCUGUCGUGGGGUCAUGACGAGUACUUGUACCAUGUGGUCAAGGGCCAAUCGACGCUGCCGCCGGAGGCGCUUGCUAUGAUUCGGUAUCAUUCGUUUUACCCCUGGCACAAGGAAAACGCGUACCGCGAAUUAAUGGACGAGCAUGACGAGGAUAUGCUACGCGCCGUGCGGGCGUUCAACCCGUAUGAUUUGUACAGCAAGAGCGACAAGGUUCCGGACGUGGAGGAGCUGAAGCCGUACUACCUGGAGCUUAUUGACGAGUUUUUCCCGCAGAAGGUUUUGAAGUGGUAGGAGGGCGUACAAAAAGCCUUUGGGGUUUCUUUUUUUUUUGGCUUCUGUUUGGAGAGAUUGGAACUAGGUAAUGACUUG
Messenger RNA from Daldinia caldariorum, 1344 nucleotides. RefSeq names its product DUF706-domain-containing protein. The transcript has 2 exons. Gene Ontology annotation, biological process: inositol catabolic process. Gene Ontology annotation, molecular function: iron ion binding; inositol oxygenase activity. Gene Ontology annotation, cellular component: cytoplasm. The record is from RefSeq and is a predicted model, not a curated record. NCBI's taxonomy places the organism in Eukaryota, Fungi, Ascomycota, Sordariomycetes, Xylariales, Hypoxylaceae. The coding region runs from base 340 to 1266 and encodes 308 amino acids.